This is a messenger RNA of Trematomus bernacchii (emerald rockcod), 10291 nucleotides long. It is a transcript of the gene adcy9a, whose product is annotated as adenylate cyclase 9. The transcript has 11 exons. The coding region runs from base 2147 to 6565 and encodes 1472 amino acids. Gene Ontology annotation, molecular function: adenylate cyclase activity. The record is from RefSeq and is a predicted model, not a curated record. Gene Ontology annotation, biological process: adenylate cyclase-activating G protein-coupled receptor signaling pathway; cyclic nucleotide biosynthetic process; intracellular signal transduction. Lineage: Eukaryota; Metazoa; Chordata; Actinopteri; Perciformes; Nototheniidae.
CCACCAACCCGCACCGCCACAACAGCUGGGCGAGGAUUUCCGACCCAGUCACAGCGAAGAUGGUGGCAGCUACAGGAGUGGAGAUAUUACGUUCAGCCGGAUAAGAAGGAAAAGCUGCCGCGAAACUCCCGCAGUGGAUCUGUUUUUUAUUUAGCCCCCCAACUCAGCAGAGAGCUAUAUCAGGGGAAAAGGGAGGCAACCAGCGGCGGACGGAAGGGGACGCACCGCGGCCAGAACGCACAGUGUUGUGUUUGUUAUCCAGACCUAAGGAAUUGGUUAAGACUAGGAUAUAGUACUAUUCUAUUUGAGGGAAGUCUUUAUUGACAAUCCAACCGAGGAGCUAUCCAGAGGAUCUCCUUCAUUGCUCUGGGAAUUUUCUACUCUCUUUGCUCUGGGGGGAAAUGCAAGGGGAGGAAAUCCAGCCUCAGCUCCAAAUAACCAGAUACUCCUAACUGGGUCUCCUCUCCAAACGCAGGAAAUACGGCCUGGGAAAAAAAAAAAGUUUGGGAGCUUUUGGAAGCAGAGGGGGCCUACCGCUGACGUUUUGCAUGCGUUUUACGACAUGGAUUUCAAGUAGCCUACUACGUUUUUCUUUAACAUUAAGCGCUUCCACAGACUAAGUGGAUAGGAGCUUUCAAAUGUUACACUCCUUCGGUGCGGUUUUUGCAAGAGUUUUGAUCGUCUCUAUUUAUAGACCAGCCUGUUCCGACCGAGGCUGUUCCUCAUAGCUGUAUAUGUUGCCAACUGCGCGCAACAAGUUGCAGACACUCCCAGCAGAGGCAAACCUACACUAAUUCGGGACAGCGGAUGGUAUUUUCUGCGCUUCUCUUUUCGGAUUACGCGUCUUUGAAUAGCGCAGACCCCUGCCCGACCCCCUCUUUGGAAAGCAGAGUGGAAUAAACUGUAGAAUCCGGAGAGGUAGUUCAGGAAAGGACGGGGCUGGAUCUGUGGGAAUAGGCCUGCCUGUCAGGCCUCUUAUGAUCCGGAUCUUGGACUGGACAGGACUCCAAAAUAACUCACUCGGGACUAUUUUAAUGGGCCCUCUGGAAUACAUCUGAAAGGAGAAUGUCUAUGGAUAAGGAAUGCAAAUCCUUAGCACGCUGAGGCAUACAUGGGGAGUGUUGUAGUGGAAGGUAAAGCCGUCUUAAUCACACAUCACCCACUUUUUAUAAUUAACACAAUGUUAAAUUGCUAACAUUUUAAGCUGGCAUUAUUUGUGUAUGUUAAACCUUCACUGCAUAGACUACACCACUUUAUGUGAAACGAUAAUAGUCUUUUAGAUGAAAACUGAUAAUUUUCUUUAAAGAAUAUAUGUUUUUUUUACAGUUUUGAUGCUGUAUAGUGAAAACUAAUUUGAACGCUACCUACUGGCUGUUCAUAACCCCACAAUUUGUUAGGUGCUUUAAGAAGGGAAAUAAAGUGUACAUGUGCCAUUCGUCGCGCAUGUUGUGCAGAUAAGAGGGACAGUGUAACUUUUGCUGUGCACAGCUGUUGACAGCCUGUAUCUGCUCAUACAGAUCUGGACCUGAGCUCUGUUUCCACGCAGACAACGUUAUUUUGGAAUGAAGAAACAAUCUGGGUAUUUCUUCUGACGCUGUCUGACUUUGUAAUGUCAGCAGCAUCGACACAUUACGCACAUCCAGAGGAGGUCAUUUCCAGUCAUGUAACGUCAGGACCGACUUGAUGUAGGCAUACAAAAUCCGUUGCAUCACCAACCAGUCCUUUUCGAGAAGGAUGUUCAGUUCAGAAGGCAGAAAGAGUGAUGACAUUGUUUUUACCGCAGCUGGAGAGAAAGCCGGGCUCAAACCCAGAGCCUCUUUGGAGAAGGAUACGUGUAAUGUGAGUACUGACGCAAACCCGGGGCUGGAUAAUGAACUGCUCAAGAAACUGGAACGGCGCGUUUUGUGUGAGUGAGUGUGCAGGCUGCUGUUUGCGUAGCAAAGACGUCUGUGCUGUGAUCACCAUCCAUGCACUGUGAUUAUUCCACCAAACACCUUUGCUCUCUCCCUCCUGUCUGCCUGUCACUCUCUUCCUCCUCCCUGCCAUAUGUGCACUCACGCGUCUAAUUGCCUGAGGCCCAUCAUAAGACAUUAUUAAUAUUUAACACCUCUCCCGCGCCCAUCGUUUCCUCGCCACAGCAGUCAAUAUGGCCACUCUGCAACAUCACCGGCAGCUUCCCAGGCAUGGCACGGAAGUGAGCUGCGACUCUAGCGGAGAUGGCGCGGUGACCGUGCGGAUUUCCAACAGCGCGCCACACGUGCAUCAACAUGAGCCCCUGAAGGCUGCCAGCAGUGGAGCAGGGGGAGGAGGAGCUGGAGGCCAUGGGGCUGUGAGUAAAAUGAACCCUAACCCCCACAAAUACAGUAUCUCCUCCAGCUGCAGCUCAGCAGACUCCAGACCAGCUGGGACUUCCACUGCCAGGGAGCAGAGGAAGGCCCCUCCUCUGUUCGAGCGCUCUGCAGCUCAGUGCUGGGACCCCAAAUUUGACUCCCCCAUCUUGGAAGACGCUUGCCAAGAGAGGUGCUUUCCUCAGACACAGCGGCGCUUUCGUUAUGUCCUGUUCUACCUGGCGGUGGCAGCUGUACUCUGGGGGAUCUACUUUGGGGUCAAUAGUGACCGCUGUCACCCCAUGACCUUCCUAGCCCCCACUGCCGCCUUUUUAGUUGUCCUAGUGAUCCUAUUUGUGUUCACCCUAACCCAGCCCUACACAUGGCUGUACAACCAAACCUCCUUGUUCCUGAUCGCAGUCACCUUUGCCAUCACCUUAGCUCCACAGGUACAGACCGCCGGCUACACUGAGCUGGAGGGGGCUGGCAGGGGGAACUCCUCACAUCCCUCACCUGACAGAGCCCUUCCAACAGCUUGCAUCUCCCCCGUGGGCACCUUUUCCCUGUGCAUGGAGGUUUUGUUGUUGUUAUACAGCGUCCUCCAUGUGCGUCUGUAUGCCUCAGUGAUAUUGGGGCUCCUGUACUCUAUAUUAUUUGAGGCAUUAGAAUGGCUGCCAUUGCUUCAAAGGAGUUAUGACUCUACUGGAUGGGGGACAGGGUUAGAGGGUUCAGGUUCGCAUAGGGAAGGAGACACCCUCCGUUGGCUGGGCCCGGCCAAAGCUCUGCUCCACUUGUGUGCCCAUGUCAUUGGCAUCCACCUGUUCAUCAUGUCGGAGGUGCGUUCCCGCAGCACCUUCCUCAAAGUGGGCCAGGCUAUCAUGCAUGGCAAAGACUUAGAGGUGGAGAAGGCCUUGAAGGAGCGUAUGAUCCACUCUGUGAUGCCGCAGCAGGUUGCAGAUGAGUUGAUGAAGCAAGGCGAUGAUGAGGGUGGUGGCGAGAACUCUGGCAAGCGUUAUUCCUCAGGUGCCUGCUCCGCUUCAGCCGUCUCAGUGGGUGGUGGAGGAGGCGGUGGAGCUUCACAAGCCCAAAGUGCCACAAGCACAAAGAACUACGCUUACAACAAUCACAAACGCAAGAAGACCUCCAUCCCCCGGGGACAGAUCAUCUUCCGGCCGUUCAACAUGAAACGCAUGGAGCCUGUGAGCAUCCUCUUUGCGGACAUUGUGGGUUUCACUAGAAUGUCCGCCAAUAAGUCAGCACCAGCGUUGGUUGGCCUUCUCAAUGAUCUGUUUGGACGUUUUGACCGGCUCUGUGAGCUCACCUGUUGUGAGAAGAUCAGCACACUGGGAGAUUGCUAUUACUGUGUCGCUGGCUGCCCUGAGCCCCGUCCAGAUCAUGCCAACUGCUGUGUGGAGAUGGGCUUGGGCAUGAUCCAAGCCAUCGAGCAGUUCUGCCAGGAGACGUGCGAGACGGUCAACAUGCGUGUCGGCGUCCAUACUGGCACCGUGCUGUGUGGGAUCCUGGGCAUGAAGCGCUUCAAGUUUGAUGUGUGGUCCAAUGAUGUCAACCUGGCCAACUUGAUGGAGCAGCUGGGCGUGGCGGGCAAGGUCCACCUGUCAGAAGCUACGGUUCGAUUCCUGGAUGACCAUUACCAGAGGGAGGAUGGACGGGUGGCGGAGAGAGCCGGGGAGAGUGUGGUGGAGAAACUGAAGGGGCUGAAAACCUACCUGAUCUCAGGAAGGAAGGUGGAGCUGGACGCUCAGUGUGUCUGUCCUCAGGUGGGACUGUCAGGUGGAGAGAUGGGUGGGGUCGGCCUGUCCUCCUGUCCUCAGCCCGGCACACCGGACCUCAUCCCCGGGGGUCCGCAGGCUGCUGAGCCCCCGCUGCGCCACCAACCCCUGGACAGGAUCAGGCCUCCCUGUGUGUCCCGCAGUGUGGCCUUGUCUCCGGGGGCAGAGCAGGGAGAAGAUGUGGCCGUGCUGAACGGCUGCCAGGAGGAGCACAAGAGCAGCAGUGCCAAAUUCACCCCAGGUCAGAGCCCCCGAGCAGCCAACGGUCUCCUGAGUCCGCCCCCGCUGGAGGACCCGGUGCGAGCCAGCCAGAGCUCCCUGUGCGACAUGCUCCAGGAGAAAGAGAAGAAGACGAGCACGAGCACAGGCACCGGCACCAGUCUGGGCAUGGCGGGCGGCGGGGGGGCAGCGGGAACGGGGAUGGAACACUCCGCUCUGAUCCAGCUGCGGGCAAAGAACUUCAGAGAAAAGAGCGACGUUCACUUUGUGGAUGUUAUCAGGGAGGACAGUCUGAUGAAGGACUACUUCUUCAAGCCACCCAUCAAUAAGAUCAGCCUCAAUUUCCUAGAAAGACCUCUGGAAAAGGCCUAUCGCAGCAGCUACAAGGAGGAGGUGAAGGACCAGGUCCAGAUGCAGACAUUUGCGAGCUCCACCUUCAGCUCCUUCCUGGAUGUUCUCCUCAGCUGUUUUUUCUUUUUGGCUCUGACUCUGGCCUGCUUCCUUCCCCCUCUGGUGAGCCCGAAGAUCGUGGGCCCCCCGGCCCCUGCUGCCCUGGCCGUGGCCCCCCUGGCUGGCCUGUUGGAGCUGGCCUCCCUGGUGCUGUCCAUACGUAUGGCCUUCUAUCUGGAGGAGGUGAUGAGCUGUACCCGCUCUCUGCUCCUGGUGGUCUCUGGAUGGGUCCCCCGUCAUGUGAUCGGGGCGGUGUUGGUCUCCCUCCCUGCCAUCUCUGUCUUGUCCCACCUCAGCUGCAGCGUCCACUUGCCGCUCCAGGUGACCAUGUUCCUGUGCUGCGCCACCAUCCUGGCCAUCAUCCAGUACUGUAACUUCUGUCAGCUCAGUUUCUGGAUGCGCUCCGUCCUGGCCACUGUGACGGGGGUCGCCCUGCUGCUGCUGCUGUACUGCCCCGCACACAGCGGCGGUAAUAACAGCUCGCCAGUUCAUGGAUUGAAUAUCUCUUCAUCCACUGUUGGCACUCCUGGCCCGGCACCUCCUAGGCGACCUCUUGACCUCCUGAUCCCAGAGGCCGUCCUGGCAUUCUUCCUGCUUCUUCUCCUGGUCUGGUUCCUCAACCGCGAGUUCGAGGUCAGCUACCGUCUACAUUACCAUGGCAACGUAGAGGCUGACAAACACCGCUUUAAGAUCCAGACGAUGCAAGACCAGGCCGAGUGGUUACUGGGCAACAUCAUCCCCAUCCAUGUGGCUGACCAGCUCAAGGUGACCCAGAGCUACUCCAAGAAUCACGACAGCGUAGGCGUGAUCUUUGCCAGUAUCGUAAACUUCAGUGAGUUCUAUGAGGAGAGCUACGAGGGCGGAAAAGAGUGCUACCGUGUCCUCAACGAGCUAAUCGGAGACUUUGACGAGCUCCUUCGCAAACCCGAAUUCAAAAGCGUGGAAAAGAUCAAGACCAUCGGGGCCACCUACAUGGCAGCAUCGGGGCUGAAUGUCCGGGAGUUGGCUGAGAAUGACAACGAGUCCAUCCACGCGCACCUGCGGGAACUUUUCAACUUUGCCCUGGAGAUGAUGGGCGUCCUGGACGACUUCAACAAGAACAUGCUGGGUUUUGGUUUCAAGCUCCGUAUCGGGUUGAACCACGGCCCUCUGACGGCGGGGGUGAUUGGCACCACUAAGCUGCUCUAUGACAUCUGGGGGGACACGGUGAACAUAGCCAGCCGCAUGGACUCCACAGGAGUGGAGUGUCGGGUGCAGGUGAGCGAGGAGAGCCACACUGUGCUCAGCGCCAUGUGCCUCGACUUUGACUAUAGAGGCACAGUGAAUGUUAAGGGAAAAGGUCAAAUGAGGACCUUCCUGUACCCCAAAAGUGGGGAAAAUAUAAAUCAAGAUCAUACAGACCUGGGCGACGGUCCCUCAUCCGUGGCACCAACAGCCAAUAAGACUUCAGGAUCUGUUGCCCAGGCAGCGGCUCUUCCUCCCUCUUCUUUUAAUCCUCCGUCCUCCUCUCUUUCUACACUCCCUCCUCAACCACAAAGGCCUUCAACAGCAGGACCUGAGUAUGAGCCCACAGAGGAGAGGGAGGAGGGGUAUAGGGACCCUCCACAUCUUCCUGGGCAGCCCCCUGCCGCAGACAGCCCCCUCCCUCCCCACUCUGAACUGGACUCAGUGCCCUCCUGGGUGCAACCUGCUCCUCUCGCGAUUCAAGAGGAGGAGGAUGAAGAGAUGGAGGCCAACGAGCUAACAAAACUCAACGAGGAGUUUUAUGCUCGACUCUGAUCUGUCCUCUCCACUUUCCCUGUCUUCUGCCCCCCCCCCCCCCCCCCCCCCCCCCCCCCCCGAUGCCCACAGCUGCUGGCGCUACAGGACCGAUGGCAGGUGCGGGCAGGUGAAGUGUCUUGGGCACGGAUGAAGGAGAGGGAAAUGAACACUAACAGUGGCUACAGUUGCUAUACUGCUAGCUACUCAUGUCGUUCCUGGAAAAUGUUGCCUGAGUGCUGGGGAGGGCAGCCCUGUGUUGAACACAGCAGUGUUACGGGGAGAAGGCUGAAUGGGCGUCAGAGAAACAAAAGUUCAUUUGUUUUGUUCUAGAUGUUUUUGUCUUAUUCAUUUUUGCUAUUAAGUGCCUUCAGGACUAGAUCAGUGAACGAACAAAUAUGAAUACCGAACAAAGUUUUAACAACUUUAGACUACGGAACAUGAUUUCUUACUCCAUGCUUUUAUUUUCAAUGCAAGUAUUUCUUAAACAAUAUUGUUGUGCCAUAUCAGUUGUUGAAACUUGAUCAAACUCUUGACCUUUCUAAAGGGAAAUUAUUUUAGUUUCUAUGUAAGUGCCAGUGCAUUAUGAUGGGCUGAGCAGGGAACUAUGGGAAGAAUGAGGGAAUCACAUGAAGCAGUGUUAAUUUAUGCUCUGCGAUGACAUGAGGGCUUUCUACAGUAUUCAUUUGUGCUAGAGUUUAGGUAAAAGGGGACAUGCUACAAGCAGGCUGCAUAGGUUUUAGUUUGUGUUGCGGCUAAAUGCAACUUUUUAAGCACAGGUCUUGCACAGUGUUUUCUCGACGACUUGUAUUUGGUAGCUAUUGUCGUGAAAUAGCUUAUACGAGUAUUUCAACAGAGUCCAUCACAAUGAGUACAAUCAAAAGCACAAAAUCAAAUCAGAUAAGGGAAUAUACAUUUGGAGGAAAGUUUUUAUUUUUAAACUGAAAUCAUCACAAAAGCAGGAAGGCACUUUACCUAAAGUGAUACUCCACCCAAGAUUCAAAGUGUUCUGAGUAAUUUUCUUAUUAACAAAAAGCAAACAAGUGAAAGAACCAUACUCGAACAUCUCCUAAUCAUUUCUGACUUACCUAACGUAUAGGUCACAAUCCCUAAAACUGGGCACUGUAGAUAGUAAAGCAAAAACAGGAGGAGAGAAGGAUGGGGAAUGACAUUUAAGAAAGGUUCGUUAGGGUUCAACACUCCCUAGGCGAGGGAGUAAAAGCCCCUGGGGGCUGUAGUUCUUAGCAAAUGUUUCUCAAAUCAGAGUAAAUACUGCAUUUGUUCGGGACUGUAUUCAGCUGUGGGCUAGUGAGUAUUUACAGCAGCAGGACAGUGUAUGUGGGCUAACUAAAGAGCCUGUUUUUGUUGUAAUGAAGGAACAUUGCGGCUAAUAAAUGUGUUGUUAUGUGUUUACUAGUUUUUGGACAACAACAUAGCUCUAAGGCUACAUUGAUUCAGAACAACUUUCCCUUUAAAGCCAACAGUGGGUUGAGAGUUUGACACUCAAAAGAUCUUGCGUGGAGUAUCACUUGUAGUGAGGGACAAUCACUGUUCUUGAUAUGAUAAUAAAAGUGUCAAAGCACAGAUCUACUACAGUUUCUGCAGUGCUGCGUUUGAAACCUCACACUCAAAUUGAGUUCCAUUGGUUGCCUUCAUGGCCAGAAGAAAACAUUGGUCAGUCCAUCACUAUAGAUAUAUUCAAUAGUUAAGUAUUCUCUGCCUGUGUGGGACUUUUUUCUUGUCACAGCCUUUAUACGGAGGGGGCCCUCUACUGUAUCAAUAUACUUAAAUUGUGCCACUUUAAUUGAGUGAUCUAUAGGUGCAGUGCAACCUAAACUAGCUGAAUGUUUUGUGGUGCCUACAAAGUAUGACUGUAUUUUUGGAGUAUUUUGGUUUUCAGAAAGUUUUCUAUCAUGCUGUUUUCAUACUGACAAUAGAUUAUGAUUGUAUGUUUGAGAAAAGUAUGCAUCUUUCUGUGCAGGUUUAGCUUUUUUGUAAAAUUCCAUCCUUUUUUCUUUUUCUUGCUGUUUUCCAGUUUCUUUAAUUAUCUGAUUAACCGGUCGCCUUGAAUAGUGCAGUGUUAGUGUUCUCAUUGAACUGCUGGCAUCUCUGUAGUUCACUUUGCUCUUUUACUCACUUCAUGCUUCUUUCUUUACUCCUUUAAGCACUUGUUUCCCCUCACACUUUGCGUGUAUGUUUGUGAGAAAGAUAUUUCAUUUCUUAUCCAAGUCAAUCACAUGUUGAAGAUCACUGCAAUAUGAUGCAAAAACCAAAUCAAUCACUAACAUGGCCGCUGUUAAACAUUUAGCUGUUGCUGCCUAAUAUGUAAACAAAUUACACAAACAAUGUUGCAUUAAAAAAAAGCCAUGAAGUUUGUCCUCUGCAAACCAUAUCGACAUAUAAACAUUUGGGCUAAAGUAUCUUGCCAUCUGUAGCAUGAAAAUAAUCUUAGCUUACCUCUGCCAUUAAUCAUACUUGUGCCUUUGUUUUAGUAAUAUCUUUAAUCAUAGUUUGAGAGCUGUGAUUAUUUGUAUCAAAUAAUCAAGAAGACCCAAGGAGCUUAAAUACCCUGAAAAUCCAAAGAAGUAAAGACACAAAAAUAGCUACACAAGAUAUUUUCUAACAUGCACAUCUCUCAUUGUAAUCACCUCUUAUACAUAUUCUUAACACGCUCAAGUUUGCCAAACCCAAUAAACCAGACCACAGAAAAUUAUUUAAACAGAUGAUGAUAUAAGGUAUCUGUUUUUAAGAAAAAUCAAUCCUUGGUGUCAUUUAGCCAUAGCGUACACAGCAGUAACAGAAACAAGUCAUGAUUCAAGGAGUGGGGCUCCACAGGGCACAACACCCCUCCAGUAGCGCACAUCUGUACACGUAUGAAUAAAAUAUUAAAGUGAACACUACCGGCUCUGUGAUCUGUGACACAGUUCGGCGGCGAGAAGUGAGUGCGAUUUUGAAUGCAUGGAAACAAGUUUUCUUUUUUUGCCAGAAGACACUAUAAUUUUCUUUGUGACUCUGCAACAUACUAUCGUCUAUUUUGUCAUUUUCAUUCUUUCUCAAAUUAUGUUGAUCAUUAAGAAUGUAUUGGCUACACGCAGGAUCCUCCAAAUCACUACGCUUUGCUCAUUUUAGGUAACUUGGAUUUUAUUAUUUUCUGACAGUUGGUUAUUAGAUGAUGUGUAUGAAAAGAUUUUUUUUAGUUUAAGCAGAAGAAAAAAAGUGUCCUUUGAUGUCCAGCAUUUUAAAAUGCAAGAAAACAAAGCCAAGUGCAUUUAGUCGUCCUUUGUUGAAGAAAUGCAAUUUUGCUUUGUUAAAAAAUAAUGAAGGGAGAUUGUGUCAGUUGCACUUGGUAUAAUCAUAACAGCCAAAUAACAUUGCCUAAUCACUCAUUUAAAUGGUGACUUUUCCACAUCUUUUCAUUAUAAAUUCAUCCCUGAUGUGUUUUUUAAUUACACUGGGACGGAAAUAAGUCUUUUGAUCGGAAAACGUUGUGUAUUUGUUUUUAUGUCCAUGAAUGAGAUUAUUCAGAAAAAAAUGAGAGUAUUAUGUAUGUUUUGUGCACAUUACCCAUGUAUCAUUUAUCACCACAUGAUCGUAAUUUGUACACAUUUGCACAAAGCACUCAGUGUUUGUACAUAUGCAGUUAUUUUAUGUCACAUAUGAUUUUUUUUUUAUACUUGUGCAUGUGUCAGAUUUUGCCAGAAAAACAAUGAAAAAGCGACACGUAUUAUAAAAAUUGAUUGAAUUUUU